AUGACUGAAGCGGGAGAGGUAGAGGAUGAAAUUCAAUUUCUGCGAACGAAUGAUGAGCUGGCGCUGCGCUGCUCCCUGUCGGCACAGCAGAGGCAGCAGAAGUUCUGCCUGGCAGCGGAAGGCUUUGGCUGCCGGCUCUGCUUCCUGGAGACCACGUCCAACUCUAAAAAUGUUCCCGUGGACCUGUCCGUCUGCGUGUUUGUGCUGGCCCAGUGUCUGUCAGUCCGUGCCCUGCAGGAGAUGCUGGCCAAACAGAGUCACCGGCAGACAGGGGCGGUUGAGAUGGGAAGCCACCGCACUCUCCUCUACGGCCAGGCCGUACUGCUGCGUCAUGCCUACAGUGGAAUGUACCUAUGCUGUUUGUCCACAACUUACUCUUCCACUGAUAAGCUGGCGUUUGAUGUAGGGCUGCAAGAGGAAAUAAUAGGCGAGGCAUGCUGGUGGACCGUGCACCCUGCCUCCAAGCAGAGGUCUGAGGGAGAGAAAGUACGAGUUGGGGAUGACUUAAUACUCGUCAGCGUCUCCUCAGAGCGAUACCUGCAUCUGUCCCAGUCUAACUGUACCAGCUCAGGGGAUGAGAUUGGGAGUCUGAGGGUGGAUGCUGCCUUCCAGCAGACCCUGUGGAGUGUAGCCUCCAUUUCCUCAGGAAGUGCAGUGGCUCAAGGGUACCUCAAAGGAGGGGACACGUUCCGCCUCCUGCAUGGACACACUGAUGACUGUUUAACGGUUCCACCUGUGGAACAUGGAGAAGAGGAACGCAGGUCGGUGUGCUUUGAAGGAGGUUCUACGUCAUCGGAGGCCCGUUCUCUCUGGCGGCUGGAGACCAUGCGUGUGGCAUGGAGUGGGAGUCACACCCACUGGGGUCAGUCGUUCCGCCUGCGCCAUGUUACCACAGGGAUGUACCUGAGCCUCACGCAGGACAAGGGCUUGAGACUGAUAGAGAGGGAGAAAGCCGACGCCAAAGCCACCGCGUUCUGCUUCCGCUCUUCAAAGGAGAAGCUCGAUAUUGUCCAGAGGAAGGAUGUAGAUGGAAUGGGCACGGCCGAGAUAAAGUAUGGAGACUCAAUCUGCUUUGUUCAGCACUUGGACAGUGGCCUUUGGCUCACUUACCAGACUGGUCAGGGAAAGAGAAUGGCCGGGGCCCCACGCCAGGCCAUUCUGCACCUGGAGGGCCACAUGGACGACGGCGUGACUCUGUCCCGCUCCCAGAGCGAGGAGUCCAGAGCUGCUCAGAUCAUCAGGAGCUCCGUCCGCCUCUUCUCCCGCUUCAUCAGAGGACUGGACGACCUUGGUCAGAGAUCUAACACACUGGCUCCAGCGCUGCCAAUUGCCACGGUCCGCUUGAGUCUGCAGGAUCUCAUUAGCUACUUCCAGCCUCCUGAUGACUACCAGGGUCAAGAGGAAAGACAGAACAGCAUGAGGGCUCUGAAGAACAGACAGAACCUCUUCCAAGAGGAGGGGAUAAUUGGCUAUGCAUUAGACUGUAUUGAUCGCCUGCAUGCGUACGGCAACGCUGGCCAUUUUGCUGAGGCAGCAGGAAGAGAGGCAGGAGAGGAAUGGGAGUCGCUCUUGAACUCACUCUAUGAGCUCCUGGCAUCUUUGAUCAGGGGUAAUAGGAAUAAUUGCGCCCAGUUUUCCGGGUCACUGGAGUGGCUGAUUGGAAGGCUGGAGAAGCUAGAUGCCUCCUCUGGGAUUCUGGAGGUGCUACAUUGUGUCCUUGAAGAAAGCCCCGAGGCUCUUAACUUUAUCAAAGAGGGACACAUCAAAUCGAUUAUAUCUCUUUUGGACAAGCAUGGUUGCAAUCACAAGAUUCUAGAUGUGUUGUGUUCACUGUGCGUGUGCCAUGGGAUGGCAGUACGCUCCAACCAACAUUUCAUCUGUGAGAAUCUGCUCCCGGAGAGAGACCUGCUUCUGCAGACCCGCCUCUGCAAUCAAGUCACGAGUGUGAGGCCCAAUCUCUUCCUGUGCAUGAAUGAAGACUCGGCUCAGUGCAGGAAGUGGUACUUUGAGCUGGUCGUGGAGAAGGCGGAGCCAUUUGUCACCGCUGAACCCACUCACCUGCGCGUGGGUUGGGCCUGCACGGAGGGCUACCACCCCUCCCCCACCGGUGGACACGGCUGGGGUUCGAAUGGAGUCGGCGAUGACCUCUACUCCUAUGGCUUUGAUGGGCUUCAGCUAUGGUCAGGUGGUGUUGGCCGGAGCGUGAGCUCACCCAGUCAGCACCUGCUGAGGGAGGAUGACGUGGUCAGCUGUUGCCUUGACCUUGCCACUCUCUGCAUGUCAUUCAGGGUCAACGGUCUCCCCGUGCAGGGCAUGUUUGAGAACUUCAGCACAGACGGACUGCUUUUUCCUGUGGCCAGUUUCUCAGCUGGAGUGAGGAUCUGUUUCCUGUUGGGCGGUCGUUUCGGGGAGUUUAAGUUCCUGCCCCCUCCUGGUUUCUCGCCCCUGUCCGAGGCUCUUCUGCCCCGGGUCAGGUGCAGGGUGGAGCCCUGUCUGGACUUCAUGAGGCAGCGUGACAGUCGCCAGCAUGACCUGCUGGGACCAAGGGUGGCACUGAAGCCUCCCACCUUUACUCCCGUCCCUGUGGACACCAGUCAGGUGGCCUUCCCCCCUCAGCUGGAACAGAUUCGGGAGAAGCUUGCUGAGAACCUCCACGAGCUCUGGCUCAUCAGUAUGGUUGAUCAAGGCUGGAUCUACGGGCCGGUAAAAGAAGAAAAUAAGAAACAUCAUCCGGAUCUGGUCGAGUUUUCCAAACUGCCAGACCAAGAGAAAAAUAUGAGCCUUCAGGCUGCACAGCAGACACUCAGGACACUCCUGGCUCUCGGAGUCCAUAUUGGGCUGUCAGAUGACCGUGCUGAUGAGAAGGUCAAAUAUGUCCGACUCUCUAACAAGUAUGAGCUGUGGAAUGGGUAUCGACCCUCUCCUGUCGAUCUGUCUCACGUCACCCUGACCGCUGCCCAGGAGGCCAUAGUGGACCGUCUGGCAGAGAAUGACCACAACCUGUGGGCCAAAGACAGGAUCAGACAAGGAUGGAGCUAUGGGCCACAGCAGGAUGUGAAGGGCAAGAGGAGUCCUCACCUGGUGCCCUUCUCUCUGCUGGACGAGCGGAGGCAGAGGUCCGGCAGUGAGGCUGUGAGGGACGCUCUGAGCACCGUACUGGCCUAUGGCUACACCGUGGAGCCCCUGGACCAGGAGCAGAGUACCCUUUCCCUGGCUGAGAAGUUCAGAAUAUUCCGUGUUGAGCGCUCCUACUCUGUGCAGAGAGGGAAGUGGUACUUUGAGUUUGAGGCAGUGACCACGGGGGAGAUGAAGGUGGGCUGGGCUCAGUUUGGCUGUAAGCCUGACCUGGAGCUGGGCUCAGACGACCAGGCCUUUGUUUUUGAUGGCUGCAAGGGGCGUCUCUGGCAUCAGGGCAGUGAGCAGCUGGGUCAUGCUUGGCAGAUGGGCGAUAUCGUGGGCUGCAUGCUGGAUCUUGACCAGUGCACUAUGAUGUUCACACUAAACGGGGAGCUUUUGCUGAACGACCACGGUUCCGAGCUCGCUGCCAAAGACUUUGCGGUCCAAGAUGGUUUCAUGCCUGUAUGCAGUGUAGGGGUGAACCAGGUGGGUCGUCUACAUUUUGGCCAACAGGAUGACCCCCUGCGUUACUUUGCUGUGUGUGGACUCCAGGAGGGCUACCAGCCAUUCGCUCACAACAUGAGCCGAGACGUUCCUCUGUGGAUGAGCUGGAAACAGCCCCAUUUCACCCCUGUUCCUCCAGACCACGGCCACAUUCAGGUAACUCGUCUUGAUGGGACAGUGGACCGAUCACCUUGUUUGAAGGUGACACAAAAAUCAUCGGGGUCAAAGCAGGGCACCAGUGGCACAGUCACCUCUGACAUUGGCUACUACCGCCUCAGCUUGCCCAUCGAGUGUGCCGAGGUUUUCUCCCGGCCAGUAGAGGGUGCAGUCCCCUGCAGCAGCACUGCUUAUCACCCCAAGUCCAAGAGAGUCUCCGAGGAGGGGGAGACGGACUCCGAUUUUGAGGUCCUGAUGAAGUCAGCUCGCCGGCACGCUGUAUGCGAUGAACUCAACCCCCACAAAGACUACGGCCAAGAAAAGCCUUCCAGACUGAAACAGCGUUUUAUGUUGAAGCGACCUAAACCAGAGCUGACCGCAAGCCACUCCUCGGCCCGCCUGCUGGAAGAAGUGGUGGCCACCGAGAGGGACGAGGACAAGAGCCUCUCCCACUGCUCCACGUACUACUACUCCGUCAGGCUGCUGCCUGGUCAGGAUCCCUCCUGCGUCUGGGUCGGUUGGGUCACCUCCAGCUUCCAGCAGCAGCAGCAGCAGCAGCCGGCCUUCGACCUGGACAGGGUUCGCACGGUCACUGUGACACUUGGGGAUCAACAGGGCAAAGUUCACGAAAGUGUAAAGCGCUGCAGCUGCUACAUGGUGUGUGCGGCGGAGGCUAUGAACCCCUCUCACAGUCGUAGCAGCGGCGGACUAGAGAUCGGUUGUCUCGUAGACACAGCAACAGGACUCCUCACCUUCACUGCCAAUAGAAAAGAGCUGGACACCUACCAUCAGGUGGAGCCCUGCACCAGGUUGUAUCCUGCCGUGUUUGCCAAAGCCACAAGCUCUGACAUGUUUCAGUUUGAGCUCGGCAGGAUUAAGUUUGCGAUGCCCGUGUCGGCGGGUAUGUUUCGGGGCGAGAGGAGAAACCUGGUGGCCCAGUGCCCCCCGCGGUUACACGUGCAGCAUCUGGAGCCCUACCAUUGGCUACGCGUGCCUGACCACUCCCCCAGGGUGGAGGUGACGCGCAUGGACGAGAGGCAUGGCUGGAGGGUGCAGUGCGACAGCCUGCUGCAGGUCAUGACCCUUCACAUCCCUGAGGAGAACAGGUGUGUGGAUAUUCUCGAGCUGUCAGAGCUUGAUGACCUCCUGACCUUCCACCAGCACACCCUUCGUCUGUACUCUGCCCUCUGUAGCCAUGGCAACACUCACGUGGCGCACGCCAUCUGCAGCCACGUGGACCAGUCGCAGUUCUUCUACGCCCUCCAGUGCCGCCAGAUGCCCGGCCCGCUGCGCGACGCCUACUACGCCCUCCUCAGCGAGGUCCACCUCAACGGCCACGCCGGCGCCCGGCGGGCCAUGACCCACGAGUACAUCGUGCCCAUGACGGACGACACGAGGUCCGUCACGCUCUACAACAGCCACAAGAGGCGCCACUCGCUGCCCGGCAGCGUCCGCAGCGGCUCCCUGUGGCCCCGGCUGCACUUCAGCGCGCCCUGCUUCGUCCGGCCCGAGCGGGCGGCGGCGGCGGACGGCGGCGAGCCUCCGGCGGACGGCAGGGCAGGGGACGUCCAGCAGGACAGCCCGGCGUUCCCGCUGGAGCGGCUCAAGGCGCUGCUGGUGGAGAUGCUGCGGAGGGCCGUGCGCGCGGCGGGGCGGUGCGUGCGCGAUCCUGUAGGGGGCAGCGUGGAGCUGCUGCUGGUGCCCCUGCUGCGCCUGCUGCACACGCUGCUCCUCAUGGGGGUGUACCGGGGCCCGGACCUGCGGGCAGCUCUCCGACUCAUCCUGCCCGCCGUCUACAUACAGAACUGGGCCAUCGCCGAGGAUGAGGAUGAGGAUGAGGAUGAGGAUGAGGAAGAGUUGGAGAUGGAUGCUGAUGGAGACAGAGAUGAAAGUCUGGGAGGCUUCCCCAAGCAAAGUCUACUGCAGAUGAAACUGCCCGAGGCUGUUAAACUGCAAGUGUGUCACUUGCUGGAGUACCUGUGCGACUGUCAGGUGCGCCACAGAGUGGAGGCGGUGGUGGCCUUCGCCGAUGACUUUGUGGCGCGUCUCCAGGACAACCAGCGCUUCCGCUACAACGAGGUCAUGCAGGCGCUCAACAUGUCUGCCGCCCUCACGGCGCGCAAGACUAAAGAGUUCCGCUCUCCUCCUCAGGAGCAGAUUAACCUGCUGCUUAAUUUCCGUGAGGAGCAGCUGGAGUGCCCGUGCCCAGUGGAGAUCCAGGAACUGCUGCAGGAGUUCCACGGUGAUCUCACGACUCACUGUGGCAUCGAGAUUGACGAGGACUCGGAGACGGGGGAUGACGGGGGUCUAUCCGUCAGGGGUCGGCUCUUCGGCCUGGUGGAGAAAGUGGCCAGCCUCAAGCGACGGCUCUCCCUGUGUCCCCUGGAAUCUGUCAUCGCCAAGCCUGUGUCCCUGCGGCAGAUGAUAUCGGAUGCCAUGCUGCGCUGGGCCCAGGAGGCGCCCAUGGCGGAGCCGGUGCUGGUGCGGGCCGUGUUCGGGCUGCUGCGGCGGCAGUACGAGGGCCUGAGCGCCCAGAUGGCGGCGCCGCUGCUCAAGGCCUACUGCAUCAGCCCGGGCUCCGUGGAGGACACGCUGGCGCUCCAGAGCGCCCUGGGACGCCUCCGCUCCCUGCUCCGCAUCCGCAUGGGCCGCCAGGAGGAGGCGCUCAUGAUCCAGGGCCUCGGAGACAUCAUGAAUAACAAAGUCUUUUAUCAGCACCCAAACCUGAUGAGAGCUCUGGGCAUGCAUGAGACUGUGAUGGAGGUGAUGGUGAACGUCUUAGGAGAGGGAGAAUCUAAGGAAAUUCUGUUCCCUAAGAUGGUUGCCCACUGCUGCAGAUUCCUCUGUUAUUUCUGUCGGAUUAGCCGACACAACCAGAAGGCCAUGUUUGACCAUCUCAGCUAUCUGUUGGACAACAGCAAUGUUGGACUCGCUUCCCCUUCGAUGCGGGGCUCCACUCCUCUGGAUGUGGCCGCUGCCUCUGUGAUGGAUAACAACGAGCUGGCCCUGGCGCUCACCGAGUCCGCCCUGGAGAAAGUGGUGCAGUACCUGGCAGGUUGUGGCUUGCGGAGCUGUCCCCUGCUGCUGUCUAAGGGCUAUCCUGAUAUUGGCUGGAAUCCAGUGGAGGGGGAGCGCUACGUCGACUUCCUCCGCUUCGCUGUCUUCUGUAACGGGGAGAGCGUUGAGGAGAAUGCUUAUGUGGUGCUGAGGUUACUGAUCCGGCGGCCAGAGUGCUUUGGGCCUGCCCUACGCGGGGAUGGAGGAGACGGUCUCCUAGCAACCAUGGAGGAAGCUAUCAGGAUCUCCGCCGAUCCAAAGCGAGAUGGACGAACAGCAGCUUACGAGUCCAACAGAACUCUUGACACGAUCAAUGAUGAAGAUGAUGACCUCGUCCACCUGGGGCAUGCAAUCAUGACAUUCUAUUCUGCUCUUAUUGACCUGCUGGGUCGCUGUGCCCCCGAGAUGCACCUGAUUGAGGCUGGGAAAGGUGAGGCGAUCCGAAUCCGAGCCAUCCUGAGGUCACUCAUCCCUUUGGAGGAUCUGGUGGGGGUCAUCAGCAUCCCCCUGCACCUGCCCGCGCUGGACACAGAUGGCGCAGUGAUCGAGCCAGACAUGUCCACCGUGUUCUGCCCGGACCAUAAGACCGCCAUGGUUCUGUUUCUGGACCGGGUCUACGGGAUUCCGGACCAGACCUUCCUGAUGCGACUGCUGAACGUUGGCUUCCUGCCAGACCUCCAAGCGGCUCUCAGCAUGGACUCCUCCGAUCUGGCCAGCACUGAUAUGGCUCUGGCGCUCAACCGCUAUCUGUGCACGGCAGCGCUGCCCCUCCUCACCAAGUGCGCGUCCCUGUUCGGCGACUCGGAGGCUCACCACCAGCUGGUGGACUCCCUGCUGCAGGCCGUCUACCGGCUCUCCAAGGGCAGCGUGCUGACCAAGGCCCAGCGAGACGCCAUCGAGGACUGCCUCCUGUCUAUCUGCGGCAAACUGAGACCCUCCAUGGUGCAGCCUCUGUUGCACUGUCUAGUGUUUGAUGUUCCUCUUCUGAGUGACAACACAAAGAUGCCCCUCAAGCUGCUGGCCAAUCACUACGAGCUCAGCUGGAAGUACUACUGUCUGGCCGGAGGCUAUGGAGGCGUGGGGAGGGCUUCAGUGGAGGAGCUUCACUUGUCCAGGCAGCUGUUUUGGAGCACCUUCAGUGCCCUGGCCAAGAAGUCGUACGAUGCUGACUUGUUCCGGCUGUGUUUGUCCUGCCUUGGGGCAGUGGCUCGGGCGAUCCCACCUGACCACCUGGACCCCAGCUGCAGGGGGGGCCUGGAGGAGACCCAUCUUUCUCUGGACACAGAGGGACGCUUCUGUCCGCAGCCCGUGGACACCUCAAAUGUUUCCAUUCCCGAGGGACUGGAGUUUGUGGUGAAUAAAUAUGCUGAGCACACACAUGAGAAAUGGUCUCUUGACAAGUUUGCCAGUGGUUGGGUCCAUGGGGACCAGCUUUGUGAGAGUUCCAAAGUUCAUCCCCUUCUGAAGCCUUAUCGAGCCCAGUCAGAGAAGGACAAAGAGAGCUAUCGCUGGGCUAUAAAAGAGAAGGUGAAGAUAAUGCUGGUGUUUGGUUGGACCAUCGAGAGAACCAAGGAUGGAGACGCUUUGGAAGUGCAUAAUACAGCACAAAGAAUAUCACAGGCCUUACAGCUAUCCUUUGAAGGCGCUUCCACUUUCAGUCCCAAACCCAUUGAUAUGAGCAAUGUGACAUUAUCAUGGGACCAGUAUUCCAUGGCAGAGCAGCUGGCGGACAGUUCCCAUAACAUGUGGGCCAAGAGGAAACAGCUGGAGCUGGAAUCCAAAGGAGGCGGGAGUCAUCCACUGCUGGUGCCGUAUGACUCCUUGCCUGCUCGCGAGAAGACCAGAGUUCGAGAAAGAGCACAGGACGUCCUCAAGUUCUUCCACAUGAACGGAUACAACGUGUGGAGGGACAGGAAGCCUGUGGAGUGUGACUCUCCAGCCAUCGCCUGUCGCUUCGCUUAUGGGGUCCUUCAGCAGGCUCUGAACUACACUGACCAGGCCCAGGGGCAGCUGCUGGAGCUGGGACAAGGAUCAAAAUCUGAACAGGCUCCUUAUGAAAAGCAAAUCAAUUUCUUUGUCAAGGUUGUUUUGCCCUUGGUUGAUCAGUAUCUGAAGUGCCAUCACUGUUACUUCCUGUCCACCUCGACGGAUCUCCUUGGCAACCGAGGGCACGCAUCCAACAAGGAGAAAGAGAUGGUUACCAGUCUUUUCUGCAAGCUUGGGGCUCUUGGGAGGCGAAGGAUAGCUCUCCUUGGAAACGAUUCUCCUUCCGUGACGAGCUGUCUGACCACUUUGGCAUCGUCUUUGGAUGCAAGGACCGUGAUGAAGAGUGCUGCAGAGUCGGUGCGUCUCUCCCUCUGCUCCUUCUUUGAGGAGGCCGCUGCAGACCUGGAGCUGGCGGCGGAGAUCCUGGCUCAGGGCCCUCCUCCCCCCACGACCAGAGCCCAGGGCAGGGGGGCGGCGGGGGACUCCGUGGCCUACACCUCCGAGGUCCUGGUCCCCGUCCUCACCGCUCUCUUCCAGCACACCGCCCAGUGCCAGUACGGCCAGGACCUCAUAGUGGAUAAAGUUCAAGUCUGCUGCUACCGAGUCCUAAUCAGCCUGUAUUCACUUGGCACCUCCAAAAAUACCUACGCAGAGAGGCAGAGGCCGGAGGUGGGGACGUGUCUGGCUGCCCUGACGGCUGCCUUUCCUGCUGCCUUCCUGGAGCCGUCUCUGGGUGAGCACGGCCCUUUUUCCCCCCUGAAUGAUGUAUCCUCUCAUGCUGCAGAAGCCAGUCAUCUCCUCCCCUCUCUGCACACGGCUCUGGGGGAGGUGGAGGAGCUGGUGUUGGCCGGCUCGACCGCACGUCACACCCUGCUGUCCCGGGUCACCGAGGUGACGCUGCCCCUGCUCUGCAGCUACUUCUCCCGGUGGGACGGCGUGGAGGCGGCCGAGGGGGGCAGCUCAUCUCUCGGCCCCGAGCACAGCAGCACUCUGCUGGGCCACGUCCUCUCCAUCAUCCACACGCACCUGGGGGUGGCCGACGGCGCCUGGAUGAAACGCCUGGCAGUUGUGUCUCAGCCAAUCAUUGGCCAGGCGGAACCACAGCUACUGAAGAGUCACCUUCUGCCUCUGAUGGAGAAGUUGAAGAAGAAGGCGGAGUUAGUUCUCAUGGAGGAGGAGCAUUUGAAGGAGGGGAGGGGCGAUACAUCAGAGGCGGAGUUACAAAUCCAAGAAAAGUUUACUGUGUUAGUCCGUGACUUGUAUGCUUUUUACCCACUACUCAUUCCCUAUGUGGAUUUACACAGAGUGAGCUGGUUGAGAGAGUUAACUCCAGAGGCCGAGACGCUUUUCAGUAUGGUGGCCGACAUCUUCAUCUUUUGGGCUAAGUCUCAUAAUUUCAAAUGGGAGGAGCAGAAUUUUGUAGUUCAGAAUGAAAUUAACAACAUGGAGUUCCUGGUCAAUAUUAGCAAGUACACUAGGCCUACAUCAAAGGUGGGUACUGAUAAAGGGGGAGUGGCAGAUAAAGAGAGGAGCAAGGUGAAGAGGAAGGGCGACCGCUACUCCACGCACACCUCGCUCAUCGUGGCCGCCCUGAAGAAACUGCUCCCCAUCGGCCUGAGCGUCUGCUCCGCUGCUGACCACGAGGUCAUAGCCAAGGCCAAGGCCCACCUAUCCCAGAAGGACACUGAGGAGGAGGUCAGAGAGAUCAUCCGCAGGGGCCUUCAGAGGCACAAUAAGGAUUUAUUCAGAGGGGCCUGGGAUCUUGAAGAGCUCAGUGUAGAGCGAGUUUUUGGCAUAGCUCGUGUCUUAUUUCACCUGGACCAGGUUGAGAGGCCACACAGGAAAAAGAAGGCUGUGUGGAACAAACUGCUCUCCAAGCAGCGCAAGAGAGCUGUGGUGGCUUGCUUCAGAAUGGCACCUCUUUACAACUUACCCAGGCACAGAGCAGUCAAUCUCUUCCUGCUGGGUUAUGGUAAAGCGUGGAUUGAGGCAGAGGGCCAUUCUUUUGAAGAUAAGCUAAUAGAGGAUUUGACGGUAAGCAUGCUUAUUGUGUACUUAUUGCCGGGCGAUGAGGAAGAGGGGGGCGCGUCUCACUCCGAUCCUCUCCACCAACUCAUCACACUCUUCAGCCAGAGUGCUGUCACAGAGAGGAGCAGACUCCAAGAAGACACGUUGUUCAUGACCUUUGCAGAGAUCAUGGCUGAGAGUUGCCAUGGGGACGAGGAGGAUGAAGAUGAAGUCAAGUCAUUUGAGGAGAAGGAGAUGGAGAAGCAGAAGCUACUAUACGAGCAGGCCAGACUACACGAGCGCGGAGCUGCCGAGAUGGUGCUUCAGACUAUCAGUGCUAGCAGGGGUGAGAAAGGCCCUAUGGUAGAGGCUACGCUAAAGCUGGGAAUAGCCAUUCUUAACGGAGGAAAUACAGGUGUGCAACAGAAAAUGCUGGAAUACCUGCGGCACAAGCGGGACGUGGGCUUCUUUCAGAGCCUGGCAGGCCUCAUGCAGUCGUGCAGCGUACUGGAUCUCAACGCCUUUGAGCGGCAGAACAAAGCAGAGGGACUGGGCCUGGUGACGGAGGCGAGCUCAGGGGACAAGGUAAUGGCAGAUGAGGAACUGACCUGUGACCUCUUCCGCUUCCUACAGCUCCUGUGCGAGGGACACAACUCAGGUACACCACGCAUAAAACGGAUUAGUUUAAUCUUUCACUUCAUUUGCAAUCAUUCAGAUUUUCAGAAUUACCUCCGGACUCAAACUGGCAACAACACAACAGUGAACAUCAUUAUAUCCACUGUUGACUACCUCCUCAGGGUACAGGAAUCCAUCAGUGAUUUCUACUGGUACUAUUCUGGGAAAGAUAAGAUGGAUGAACACGGACAACGGCAUUUCUCUAAGGCCGUUAGUGUUGCCAAGCAAGUCUUCAACACCCUCACCGAAUAUAUUCAGGGUCCUUGCACAGGGAAUCAGCAGAGUUUGGCUCACAGUCGAUUAUGGGAUGCGGUUGUUGGAUUCCUGCAUGUGUUUGCUCAUAUGCAAAUGAAGCUCUCGCAGGAUUCUAGUCAGAUUGAUUUGCUGAAAGACUUGAUGGAUUUACAGAAAGACAUGGUUGUGAUGCUUCUCUCCAUGCUGGAAGGAAAUGUUGUAAAUGGCACAAUUGGGAAACAGAUGGUGGACAUGUUGGUGGAAUCCUCUAGCAACGUGGAGCUGAUCCUUCGCUUCUUUGACAUGUUCCUUAAACUCCAAGUUUUCACCUUGUCUGAUGCUUUUAAAGAGUACGACCCCGACCGACGGGGGCUCAUCUCCAAGAAGGACAUCCAGAGGGCCAUGGAGGGCUGCCAGCACUUCUCGUCCUCUGAGGCCGACUUCCUGCUCUCCUGCAUGGAGACGGACGAGAGCGAGCUGCUGGACUACCAGGCGUUUGUGAAGCGGUUCCACGAGCCGGCCAAGGACAUCGGCUUUAACGUGGCCGUGCUCCUCACCAACCUGUCCGAGCACAUGCCUGGCGAUGCCCGCCUGCACACCUUCCUGGAGCUGGCAGAGAGUGUUCUCAGGUACUUCCAGCCCCACCUGGGGCGUAUAGAGAUCCUGGGGAGUGCUAAGCGCAUUGAGCGUGUUUACUUUGAGAUUAGCGAGUCGAGCCGGACUCAGUGGGAGAAGCCCCAGGUGAAGGAGUCCAAACGCCAGUUCAUCUUUGACGUCGUCAACGAGGGUGGAGAGAAGGAGAAGAUGGAGCUCUUCGUGGACUUCUGUGAGGACACCAUCUUUGAAAUGCAGCUGGCCGCACAGAUCUCCGGCACGGACGCUGGCGAGGACACGGCAGAGAAGGACGAGGAGGAAGAGGAGGAGGCAGAGCGAGGAAGGCCCAGAGAAACCAGUUUCUUUUCUCUGGCCUCAGCGAUGUACGUUCUCCUGGCUCCCGUGCACUUCCUGGUGAUGCUGACGUCUCUGCUCUCCGUGAGGAACCUCCGAAAGCAUCUGAGGAAGGUCACCUUGAAGGGUCUCAUCAGCUCCAUUUUCUCAUUUCUCUGGAACAUUCUCAUGGGACUGGCUCAAAUGGUCUUUUGCGUCAUCUCCGUCAUACUUCAUUUACUCUACCUGACCUUCAUCAACGGCGGCAUUAUUGAGACGGUUGGGAACAUGACACUCGCUGACCUGGUGAUCGACGUCCCUGACCCCAGCCUCGACGAGGUCACAGGGUUGCGUCUGGGUUUGGGGGAUGGAGUCCGGCAGCGCCUGGAGCCCCUCUCCUCCCAGGAGGACCUGAGUGAGCUGGAGCUGGAUCUGGAUCUCUCCGCCGUGUCCAAAGACCCGCAGGUCCUCACAGACAUCUUCGGACUGCGUCUGAGAAAGGAGGGGGCCAAGGUCAGACUCAUAUCUCAUGAUGCCAGCGCGGGCCUCGGCCAUCUUCUCUCGGCCUCGGACGAGCUUACUGACGCUGCUGAACUCAAAAGAAAACAAAAGGUGCUCGCAUUCAAGACACACGACUGUGAGGAAAAGGAAGAGAAAAUUACUGAAAAAGCAGAUGGAGAAGACGAUGAGAAGGACAAGAGGCCAGAGUGCAGGCAGCGCCAGAGAGCCAGGCAACAGCGCCGCUCCAAGCAGGAGGAAGAGGAUGUCCAGGAGUCAGCUCUCUGGAAAACCUUCAACUCCUAUCAGAGAAGAAUGCUUAAUUGCUUUGCCAGGAAUUUUUACAACAUGCGAAUGCUUGCCCUGUUUGUCGCAUUUGCCAUCAAUUUCAUCCUUCUGUUCUAUAAGGUGUCGUCCGUGGCUGCGGAUGAAGAGGACCUGGAGGGCUCUGCCUGGUCUCACAGCCCAGAUGAUGUGAGCCUGGAGGGGCCGGAGCCAGUGGCGGACUCAGACUCCGACUCCGACUCUGACUCAGACACGGCCUCCUUUGUCCUGGAGGAGAGCAGUGGCUACAUGGCGCCCUGUCUGCGCUACCUGGCCAUCAUUCACACCCUCAUCUCUUUCUGCUCUAUCAUCGGCUACUACUGUCUGAAGGUUCCCUUGGUGAUUUUUAAGCGGGAGAAGGAAGUAGCCCGCAAGCUUGAAUUUGAUGGCCUGUACGUGACAGAGCAGCCCUCUGAGGAUGACAUCAGAGGACAGUGGGACAGACUGGUCAUCAAUACGCCGUCAUUUCCGAGUAAUUAUUGGGAUAAGUUUGUGAAGAGGAAGGUGAUGGAUAAAUAUGGGGAUUUUUACGGCUUGGCGCGGAUCAGCGACCUGCUGGGUCUGGAUCGCGCCGCUCUGGACUUCAGCGCCCAGGGCAUGGAGCGGAGGAGGCCCCGGAGAGAGCGAGAGCUCUCGGCCCUGUUGAGCUCCAUCGACAUGAAGUACCAGAUAUGGAAAUUGGGUGUGGUGUUCACUGAUAAUUCUUUCCUCUACCUGGCUUGGUACAUGUGCAUGUCUGUCCUCGGCCACUAUAACAACUUCUUCUUUGCGGCUCACCUGCUGGACAUCGCUAUGGGCUUUAAAACGCUGAGGACCAUCCUCACGUCUGUCACGCACAACGGCAAACAGCUGGUGUUGACUGUGGGGCUGCUGGCUGUCGUGGUCUAUCUCUACACUGUGGUGGCCUUCAACUUCUUCCGGAAGUUCUACAAUAAAAGCGAAGACGGCGAAGGCCAGGAUAUGAAAUGUGACGAUAUGCUGACAUGUUAUAUGUUCCACAUGUACGUGGGGGUGAGAGCCGGAGGCGGCAUCGGGGAUGAGAUCGAGGAUCCUGCCGGGGACGAGUCCGAGUUCUACCGCAUCGUUUUCGACAUCACCUUCUUCUUUUUUGUUAUAGUCAUCCUGCUGGCAAUCAUACAAGGUCUCAUCAUUGAUGCAUUCGGAGAGCUGCGAGAUCAGCAGGAGCAGGUCAAAGAGGACAUGGAGACUAAGUGCUUUAUCUGUGGCAUCGGUAAUGAGUACUUUGACACGCUCCCCCAUGGAUUUGAGACGCACACGCUGCAGGAGCACAACCUGGCCAACUACCUGUUCUUCGUGAUGUACCUCAUCAACAAGGACGAGACAGAGCACACGGGCCAGGAAUCGUAUGUAUGGAAGAUGUACCAGGAGCGUUGCUGGGAAUUCUUCCCAGUGGGAGAUUGUUUCCGUAAACAAUAUGAGGAUCAGCUCAGCUAAGAGAGUCCAGUUUGCUGCCUAAGGCAAUGCAAUGUGGGUUAGUGGCUGUACUGUAGUUCAUGUCUUUGGAGCUGUUGCACAGAAUCACCCAACAAAAAGAACUGUUACAAAUUUAGAAUCAGACCGUAUGCACAUCGUGCAUAAUUUCACUUACAUGGUCAUUAGUGCUGGUUAAUUAUUUAAUUGCUGUUCACUAUAAAAAAAAUAUAAUGUGCAGUGUAUUGCAGAGUGUGAUUUGAGACUCAGUGUUCUAUUAAAGUAACACCACCAGUGUGAUUGUCUAUUGGCGUCACUUCAGCUACUCAGCCAAAGUGUAUUGUUCAUUAUUCAAAGUAAAUAAGGGGCCGAUGUUCAGUCAGGGCUUUGAUCUGGUAACAGCCGCAUGGCCAAGUGUUAAAAGUCAGAAAAUUCCUGCAAGAAAAGACAAACUGUUGUGUCUUCCCACUUCAUUACUGCUGAUUACUUCCAUACAAAACGGCAGUAUUGGCUCUGCUGGAUAGAAAAAUGGACAGAAAAGCCAAGCAGCUGCUGUGUAUAAAGGUAAAAAAAAAAACAAUGUUGGGCUACCAUGUCCUGGUUGAGUUCAUGCAAUCAUUUUGGAAAAAAGAAGCCAUGUGCAUGCGAGCAUUAGACAGCGUCUCUGUGCUGUAAGUGUAUUUUGGCCUGGCAUUAACCCUUAUUCAGUCCCUGCUCUGCCUGUAAGUGUAUUUUGGCCUGGCAUUAACCUUCAUUCAGUCCCUACAGGACAGCCAUCUUAUCUCUUUAUCGUUACACUCCAGAUUAUCAUAAUAAUAUUCCCGUGUCCUCUUCCUCCUGUCUGCAUACCAUUAAAAUGAGCAGUCUGUUACCGGCUGCAUAUGGAAUAUUUCCUGGCUUGGCUCACUGUACUAUUAUUGGGCCUGCUGCUUACAUCUGUAAUGAUUUGCUUUUGGCCUCGUGCUUGUAUCAGCCUCCCGCUCGCUGUUUCUUCAUCAUUUGCACAAAACCUCCUGCCGCUCCUUUCUUCAAUGUUCCACCCAUGCUUUCUUUACAUCUUCUGGCACCCUACUUCAGCACUCCAUCUCUCUCUCUCUCAUUCUCUCUCUCUCUC
Sardina pilchardus (European sardine) is the source of this 16030-nucleotide messenger RNA. RefSeq names its product ryanodine receptor 2b (cardiac) (gene ryr2b). Gene Ontology annotation, molecular function: ryanodine-sensitive calcium-release channel activity; protein binding; calcium ion binding. The transcript has 103 exons. Gene Ontology annotation, cellular component: sarcolemma; sarcoplasmic reticulum membrane; smooth endoplasmic reticulum. The record is from RefSeq and is a predicted model, not a curated record. Gene Ontology annotation, biological process: striated muscle contraction; intracellular calcium ion homeostasis; release of sequestered calcium ion into cytosol by sarcoplasmic reticulum. Bases 1 to 14940 code for a protein of 4979 amino acids. Lineage: Eukaryota; Metazoa; Chordata; Actinopteri; Clupeiformes; Clupeidae.